This is a messenger RNA of Morone saxatilis (striped sea-bass), 5419 nucleotides long. RefSeq names its product potassium voltage-gated channel, subfamily H (eag-related), member 6a (gene kcnh6a). Bases 1 to 3627 code for a protein of 1208 amino acids. The transcript has 16 exons. The record is from RefSeq and is a predicted model, not a curated record. Gene Ontology annotation, molecular function: inward rectifier potassium channel activity. Gene Ontology annotation, biological process: regulation of ventricular cardiac muscle cell membrane repolarization; potassium ion transmembrane transport; membrane repolarization during action potential. NCBI's taxonomy places the organism in Eukaryota, Metazoa, Chordata, Actinopteri, Moronidae. Gene Ontology annotation, cellular component: membrane.
AUGCCUGUGAGACGCGGUCAUGUUGCGCUCCAGAACACCUACCUGGACACUAUCAUCAGGAAAUUCGACGAGCAAAAUCGCAAGUUUCUGAUCGCAAACGCCCAGAUGAAGAACUGUGGCAUCAUCUACUGCAACGAAGGCUUCUGCCAGUUGUUUGGGUUUGCCAGGGCGGAGAUCAUGCAGCAGCCCUGUACCUGCCAGUUCCUGGUGGGUCCUGGUACCAUGAAGAGUGCCCUGGCCCAGCUGGCACAGGCCCUGCUCGGCUCUGAGGAGCGCAAGGUUGAGAUCCUCUACUACGCUAAGGAAGGAACCUGCAGACCGUGCCUGGUGGACAUUGUUCCCGUAAAAAACGAGGAAGGCAUUGUCAUCAUGUUCAUCCUCGACUUCCAGGAGCUGAUUGAUCGUUCUCUCAAGAAGUCGGGCCUCAGGCAGAGAGUCGCCCAAGGAUGGAUUUACUGUCAGAAUCGCCGGUUGAAGAUGAGGCUGCCGGUGCUGCGGUCCAUGCGACGAGCUUCACUUUCCAAAGAUCAGUUUGAAGGAGUGGUAGUGGACUACUUGCAGCCAAACAGCGAGGAAGUUCCUCUCAAAGAAUUUCGGAUCCCGUCCAAAGAGAGCUGCAUGCAGUCUGAGACGGAAGCUUUGAUAGAACAGGACCUGGAUCCUCCCUCUCCUGCAGCCCAGUCCUCCACCAAGCAGCGCUCCCUGCUGACAGACCGGCUGGACCCUGGCCUCGCCUUCCCCAGGGGGACGUUACCACGGAGCUGUUCUCGGGACAGUGUCCGCAGCCUCCGACGCGCCUCGUCACUGGACGACAUUGAUGGCAUGAGGGCAGAAUGGAACAGUCGACCUGGAGACCCGCGAACCAAUAGCAAUCUGAAGCCGAGCGCUCUGAACUCCACGUCGGACUCAGACCUGAUGAGACUCAGGACCAUCGGCCGCAUCCCUCAGGUUACUCUCACCUUCAGCUCGGACCGGAUGAGACCUCCUUCACCCACCGAGAUUGAAAUCAUCGCACCCAGCAAGAUUAAAGACCGAACUCAGAACGUCACAGAGAAGGUCACUCAGGUCACACAGGUGUUGUCCCUCGGUGCUGACGUGCUGCCAGAGUACAAGCUCCAGGCCCCACGCAUCCACAAAUGGACAAUCCUUCACUAUAGCCCCUUCAAAGCGGUAUGGGACUGGGUCAUCUUGCUGCUGGUCAUCUACACCGCCAUCUUCACGCCAUACUCGGCCGCCUUCCUCCUCAACGAGGUGGAGGAAGAGCGGAGGAGAACCUGCGGCUACACCUGCAACCCUCUCAACGUGGUGGACCUGGUGGUGGAUGUCAUGUUCAUCGUGGACAUCCUCAUCAACUUCAGGACCACCUAUGUCAACCACAAUGACGAGGUGGUCAGCCACCCGGGACGCAUUGCACAGCACUACUUCAAGGGCUGGUUCCUCAUCGACAUUGUGGCUGCCAUCCCCUUCGAUCUGCUCAUAUUCCGCUCGGGGUCUGAGGAGCCUCAGACAACCACUCUGAUUGGAUUACUGAAAACAGCCAGACUGCUGAGGUUGGUACGAGUGGCCAGGAAGUUGGACCGUUACUCAGAAUAUGGAGCUGCCGUCCUUUUCCUCCUCAUGUGCACCUUCGCCCUCAUCGCUCAUUGGCUGGCCUGUAUCUGGUAUGCUAUUGGUAACGUGGAGCGCACAGGCUCUGCUCGCAUUGGAGGCAUGAAGAUCGGCUGGCUGGACAACCUGGCUGACCAGAUUGGUAAACAGUACAAUGACAGUGACGCAGCCUCUGGCCCCUCAAUCAAGGACAAGUAUGUUACAGCCCUGUACUUCACCUUCAGCAGCCUGACCAGUGUUGGUUUUGGGAACGUCUCACCUAACACCAACCCAGAGAAGAUCUUCUCCAUCUGUGUCAUGCUCAUUGGCUCUCUGAUGUACGCCAGUAUCUUUGGUAACGUGUCGGCCAUCAUUCAGAGACUGUACUCAGGCACUGCCCGUUACCACACCCAGAUGCUACGAGUCAAAGAGUUCAUCCGUUUCCACCAGAUCCCAGGAGGCCUUCGACAGAGGCUGGAGGAGUACUUCCAACAUGCCUGGUCCUACACCAACGGCAUCGACAUGAACGCUGUUUUAAAGGGUUUCCCUGAGUGUCUGCAGGCUGACAUCUGCCUCCAUUUGAACCGCAGCCUGCUGCAGAACUGCAAAGCUUUUCGAGGUGCCAACAAAGGCUGCCUGCGGGCCCUGGCCAUGCGUUUCAAGACCACCCAUGCACCGCCGGGGGACACUCUGGUCCACAGUGGGGACAUUCUCACCGCCCUCUACUUCAUUUCCAGAGGCUCUAUAGAAAUCCUCAGGGACGAUGUGGUGGUGGCCAUACUAGGAAAGAAUGACAUCUUUGGUGAACCCAUCAGUCUGUAUGGGAGGCCAGGUAAGUCUAGUGCUGACGUCAGGGCUUUGACUUACUGCGACCUUCACAAGAUCCUGAGAGACGACCUGCUGGAAGUGCUCGACAUGUAUCCUGACUUUGCCGACAUGUUCUGGAACAACUUGGAGAUCACCUUCAACCUGAGAGAUGCAGAUAGAAUAAACCAGACAACCCCGGGCAGGGACUCUGAAUGUGGCUACCGCCGGACAAGGCAUCGGAGAAGCUCGCUGCGUCGUCGGAACCGACCAGACGGCAUGGACCGCGAAGACUCUUAUCCUGAUCAGUCCUGUCCCAUGGCAAACCACCACCGGGGUACAAUGGCAGGAUCCCAUUGGGAAGACCUCUGCAGCAGUGCUAGCAUCUGUUCACAGUCCAGUGAUGAGGAGAUGAAGCCCAUGGGGCACAGCAAGGGGGAGCUGUACCCCCCUGGGGGUGACACCAGAGACUACCCACCAGCAGUGGUCAACCUCCUGCCUCACAGUGGACCCUCAGCUGGGAUGGGGCCACCUGUAGACCUCGGAGGACCACCAUACUCAGCAGCAGCCCCUAUCAGCAUGUCAGGUCUUUAUAGCUACUGGCCAGACCGCAGAGCGAGCCAGUUCUCAGAGAGCCAGAGACGGUCGUCCUCAGUCAGGGCCAGUUUCCACCCUCCACCCUGUGCUGAGGAUCGGCCCAGCGAACUGGAAUCCAGACUGGAGCUGUUGCAGUCCCAGUUAAACCGGCUGGAGACCCGUAUGACAGCGGACAUCAAUGUGAUCCUGCAGCUCCUACAGAGGCAGAUGGCCCCGGUGCCACCAGCCUACAGCGCUGUGUCCCCCAGCCCUCACCCGCCUCACCCCACCACCCUGUACAGCACAGGAGCACCUACAAUCCACACUGUCCCUCCAAUACAGCCUGUACAGAUCGACAGCACUGCCUCACUCUUACAGAGUCCAGACUCUGACUUUAAGCACAAAUCCAAGGACUCCCUGUCCAGCGGGAUCCAUCUCACCGUGGCCUCCGAUGACACCAUGUCCAUGUCGCCGGAGGCCGACCCACCACAUCUGCCCUCUGCGGACCUCACCACUUCUCAGUUGUCAGGGGCCCAAGAGCCUCCUGGACUGCUAUGUGGCAGCCAGCGCUUCCCCUCCCUCCCUGAGCACCUGGAGACCUCUACAGAGAUGCAAGAGAUCCAGAGGCAUGUCUCUGACCCUGUCUUGCCAGGCAGCUAGAACACCAAAACCACCUAAAAAGCCUGGACCUUCUGGAUGGGACAGCCAUAUGUUCCGCACUCUGUUACUUCCUUUUUCCUCCCUUAAAAAACUCCUCUGUCCUGUUCAGAUGCUGCUGUAGAGCGUGGGCUGCCUUGCCUUCCACGUCACUGAGGGUUCAGAGUGCCUCCUGUUUCUAACAAACAGACUCUACGGCGCCCGCACAGGCUGCUGUGGUUUUGUGCUCCAGCGUCCCUUCACACCCGAGGUUCUGUGCAAUGAAGAGAUUAUUCCCGCCCAGCAGGGUGGGAAGAUUAUGAAACAUGAGUUGACAAUAAGCACACCAAAUAUAUGUGCCAUGCAUUCACUGGAUCUGAAAGCUACACAAACUGCAUCCCAGGUUUCCUUGAAGAGGGGUGACAUGUCAAGGACUACUAAUAUGUUUCACAUUUGAAGAAUUAUCUGCAUUCACUUUGUAUAAGAAUUGCACAUUUAGGCCUUUUCCACACGUAUAUGGAUAUUUUGCAAAAUUAACAUUUUCCUCUAUGUUUUUUUGCCUCUCAUCCACACACACAAGUUUUAGGUCAGAUUUUUAAAAAUGCUUUCUAAGGUGCAGAUUUUGUGUACGGAUUGUUGAGCAUGCCCAUUGUUGCUUGGUGUAACAACAACCGCAACAACAAUGGCGGACUAUCAGCUUGUAUACGUUUGGUUAGCACUGCUAGGCCGUGUGCCAGAAAGGUGUUCAAUAACUAUAAAUAAAUAAUUAGCAACAAUUUGUUUGUCACUACCGCUAAAGAAAAAUGAGCUCACUGCGCAUGCUCAGAAUGUUCUUUUCUGGUAUUUGACAUAUUGUUGACGUAGUCUUCAUCACCACCUACUGGCCUCGGCAUGCGUGUUUGAGUGUUUGAAACCGUUUAUUAUUAUUUUUUGCGUUCUCGUGUGUACAGAGAUAAUUUAAUGUAGGGGGAAAACAUCCGCUUUGAAAAAUAUCCAUAUAUGUGUAGUAAAGGCCUUAGACUUGAGCAUAGAAAAAUGUAAUCAUUUACUUGGAACUGAAUUUAUUUUCCUAAUAUUAGAGAUGUAUUGGUCACGUUAAGAACAUUACAUCUAGUAAAUGUAAUAACUAUGAGUGUUAUAAAAUAGAGACUCACUAUUGUUGUUUUGGUGUUUGUUGAAAAAAAUAUCAAAAGGCAUACCUAUUGCUGUUUGGCACACUGUGAAGGAGGGUGGUGCAGUGGGUGGAGAAGCACUCCUUUAAAAAGUAUAAUUUUCAUCUCAUAUUUCCUGUUCUGACAUUUUGACAUAAAUCAGCAGUACUUAAGUUGAGCGUGUCAUUUGAUCAAGAGAAGGUAUUGCAAAGUACACAAUCAAGCAGAGCAGACAAACAUCAUAGUUUUCUUGUACAUUUACACGUAGCUCUUACAGUUUCGUUUUGAUCAUGACUGCUUUGCUUGGUUUCCCCCUGUUUCUGUGUCGGUUCAACUCAAACGUGUCAACUAUUUUUUGGCACGGUCACAUGGUUUCAUAAUGCACCUGAUGUGUUUAUCUGAGAGUGCCAGCAUUAGAGGUUCUCCCUAAACAUUUUGAUUCACAGAGAGGAUAGACUGUGAUACUUAAACAGGUAAAAGGAAAAACUGCUGAAGGUUGUUUUACACCAACUGAGUGACAAGUGAAGUGGAUGGUAGCUGUCAAUCACACAAGAGAAACAGAGACAUCGUCUCAAGGCGUCGUUGUUAAGAUGAUUUCACAGUUCCAACCACCAGGUGAAUGUAAUGACUUUUUAAGCAUUUAUAAUUCUGUAUAAUGUUUCUUG